Molecule: messenger RNA, 2940 nt
Organism: Drosophila albomicans
Lineage: Eukaryota; Metazoa; Arthropoda; Insecta; Diptera; Drosophilidae
Gene: CalpA
Product: calpain-A
Exons: 13
Coding region: 172-2655 (827 amino acids)
Biological process (GO): proteolysis
Cellular component (GO): cytoplasm
Molecular function (GO): calcium ion binding; calcium-dependent cysteine-type endopeptidase activity
Source: RefSeq, a predicted model, not a curated record
ACUACAUAGCGUCAAUGACGAAUGUGUUGCUGAUUCUUCUCAAAUUAAAGAAAACUGUAUUGUUGUGUAAAUGUGCAUAUACUACGUAGUAUUGUUGUCAGUUUUAAAGUGAUAGUCUGCAAGUGUGCGUGAAGUGGGGAAAUCGUUUAUUCAAUCUACAAGGAAUUCAAGAUGGAUGAACUCAAAGGAUUCUUAAGACAGGCGGGGCAAGAGUUCCUCAAUGCUGCCGGCGAUGCCGCAAUGGGCGCCGCCAAAGAAGUUGUUGGAUCUGUGAUCAAUGAAAUUUUUGUGAAGAAGGAGGCCGAAACAAAGCGAGUUCUGCCUAGCAUCAAGAACAUGCGAGUCCUGGGCGAGACGAAUGCUGGUCUGGGGCACAAUGUCGAUGUGCAGGAUUACGAGUCAUUGCUGAACGGCUGCCUGGCGAGUGGUUCGCUCUUCGAGGAUCCCCUUUUCCCCGCUAGCAACGAAUCUCUGAUGUUCUCACGCCGACCUGAUCGGCACAUUGAAUGGCUGCGUCCGCAUGAAAUUGUGGAGGAUCCGCAGUUCUUUGUGGAGGGCUUCUCUCGAUUUGAUGUGCAGCAGGGCGAACUUGGAGACUGUUGGCUUUUGGCUGCCACCGCAAAUUUGACACAGGAAUCGAAUCUCUUUUUCCGCGUAAUUCCGCCGGAGCAAAGCUUCCAAGAAAACUAUGCGGGCAUCUUUCAUUUUCGCUUUUGGCAGUAUGGUAAAUGGGUGGAUGUGAUUAUUGAUGAUCGUCUGCCGACAUAUCGUGGAGAGCUACUCUAUAUGCAUUCGGCGGAGAAGAACGAGUUCUGGAGUGCUCUCUUGGAAAAAGCCUACGCCAAACUUCAUGGCUCUUAUGAGGCGCUUAAGGGAGGCACUACUUGCGAGGCUAUGGAGGAUUUCACUGGCGGUGUCAGUGAAUGGUAUGACCUCAAGGAGUCGCCGGACAAUCUAUUUACCAUUUUGCAAAAAGGAGCGGAGCGCAGUUCCAUGAUGGGUUGCUCUAUCGAAGCGGAUCCCAAUGUGCUGGAGGCUGAAACGCCACAGGGCUUAAUUCGCGGACACGCUUACUCCAUCACCAAGGUUUGCCUUAUUGACAUUGUGACUCCAAAUCGUCAAGGCAAGAUUCCCAUGAUACGUAUGCGUAACCCGUGGGGCAAUGAAGCCGAGUGGAACGGACCUUGGAGCGACAGUUCACCCGAGUGGCGUUACAUACCCGAGGAGCAGAAGACGGAAAUUGGAUUGACUUUCGAUCGUGAUGGCGAGUUCUGGAUGUCGUUCCAGGACUUUUUGAAUUAUUUCGAUCGCGUCGAAAUCUGCAAUUUGUCACCAGAUUCAUUCUCGCAAAAGAGCGAUGACUAUCAGCAAAAUGGCAAGCGCAAAUGGGAAAUGUCCAUGUACGAGGGCGAAUGGACGCCGGGAGUGACAGCUGGAGGUUGCCGCAACUUCUUGGAAACUUUCUGGCACAAUCCCCAAUAUAUUAUAACACUCGUCGAUCCCGAUGAGGAGGAUGAGGAGGGACACUGCACUGUGAUUGUGGCCCUGAUGCAAAAGAAUCGCAGAUCGAAGCGCAACAUGGGCAUGGAGUGCUUAACAAUUGGUUUUGCCAUCUAUAGUCUAACUGAUCACGAUCUGCAGAAUCGUCCGCAGGGCAUCAAUUUCUUCAAAUAUAAAUCGUCAGUUGGCCGCUCGCCACACUUUAUCAACACACGAGAAGUGUGCGCUCGCUUUAAGCUACCUCCGGGUCAUUAUCUGAUUGUACCGUCAACUUUCGAUCCAAAUGAGGAAGGCGAAUUCAUCAUUCGAGUCUUUUCCGAAACUAAAAAUAAUAUGGAAGAGAACGACGAUCAUGUUGGCUACGGAGGUCAUGCAGAUGAUGUGGUACCUGCAAUUCCUUCGCCAAGGCCCACAGAUCCUCAAAAGGACAGCUUGAGGCGACUGUUCGACAGCAUUGCUGGCAAGGAUCAAGAAGUUGAUUGGAUGGAGUUGAAACUCAUCUUGGAUCACUCCAUGAAGGAUGAUUUACCAAAGGCAAUCGAAUACAGUCGCUUCCAAGCCAACAAUGCUUUUGAGACUCAAGCAGCUGGCAUGGGAGGAGAGGACUCUGGCAAUGCCUGUGGGUUGCUUGCUCUGAUUUGUGGGCCAUUCCUUAAAGGCACACCCUUCGAAAAUCAGCUAGGAGCGGGCGAUCAGUCUAGCAAGCCACUAAUAGAAAAUAAUCCAACUAUUAAUCGACCUAUUGUUGACGAGACGCACGGUUUUUCCAAAGAUGUUUGCCGCUCUAUGGUGGCUAUGUUGGAUGCCGAUAAGUCCGGGAAACUGGGUUUCGAAGAAUUUGAGGCUUUGCUUUCUGAUAUCGCCAAAUGGAAGGCGAUCUUUAAGCAAUACGAUACUGACAGCUCUGGCCGCAUUUCAGGCUUUCAGCUUCGUGAAGCACUUCAAUCGGCUGGUUAUCAUUUAAAUAAUCGUGUGUUGAACGCUUUAGGUCAUCGUUAUGGAUCGCGAGACGGAAAGAUUGCAUUUGAUGAUUUCCUCAUGUGUGCCGUCAAAAUUAAGACAUAUAUAGAAAUAUUCAAGGAACGAGAUGCCGAAAAGAACGAAACUGCCACCUUUACGUUGGAGGAAUGGAUUGAACGGACAAUAUAUUCCUAAUUACAUUCAAUAGCAACUCAGCUCGUUAAUAAUUGUUCUAUUUACGCGAUGUUGUUGAUUUUUCAUUUGCAUUUGUUUAAAUGUUAUGAGCAUAUACAAAAACCGAACAAAGAAUUUAAUAUAUAUUUGUAUGACAAGGGCAUAAUCUAUUUUCUCACCACAUAAAUUCAGUGUUCUCGUUAUAUGGAUAUUCAUCUGCUUUCGUACUUUUACAUAUUUUUGUCAUCUUUUAGUAUCGAAUAUUAAAUAAAACUACGCAAUACAUUUAAUUAAAAAAUGCAUAUU